GUUCUCAACUCGUUCGGCUGGGGGCUCUUCGCUUUUCUCGGAAGUUUAGCGACUAGCUUUAUUAACGUGCAUUAUAUUGCGGAGUUGAAUUUUUUUGUUAGUGUUAUUAAUAUUAUCGGGCUUAUGUUUGGAAGCCCCCUUUUCGCUGUGCUUUUUAGCAAGGGCGUUGAAUUAGAAGAAAAGUGGUAUAGCUUACCAUUUUCUUUUGCGCUAAAGCUAUUGUAG
Messenger RNA from Mollisia scopiformis, 225 nucleotides. RefSeq lists its product as uncharacterized. Lineage: Eukaryota; Fungi; Ascomycota; Leotiomycetes; Helotiales; Mollisiaceae. The record is from RefSeq and is a predicted model, not a curated record. The transcript has a single exon. The annotation marks the transcript as partial.